UCCAAUUUUUGUAAAACUUGUAAUUCACCUUCUGCUUCAACACACAUGUGUCUCUCGAAAUCUCUCCGCCCCCUAGAUCCCAUUCCUCUCUCAAGCAGCCUCUGUUAAGCCCUUUUGAUUUCUCUCUCUCUCUCUCUGUUUAAGAAUUUUCCUGCAAAGUUCUCAACUUUACAUUUGCUUCCUCUGUUUUAGUACUUGCUUUACGCAGACAAGUUCAUAGCUGUUGAGAAUCUUCAAUUCCCUACACGAAUCAUAAGUUCCUGAAACCGUCGUAUUGAUCACUUUUUUUGCAAAGUACGGAUUAAAAAUCACUUUUUUUUUUCCUUUCUGGGUUAUACUCAAUAGUUUCUAGGGUUCCUUUAAUUUCAGACUUUUGUUAGGUUAUUUCAUGUGGGGCCACUUGUUUAGUUUCAAAGCAAUUUCUUAUUUAGAUUGAGCAAAUGGGUUGUGUUUGGUGUAAGCCUUCUGCUAUAGAAGACAGCAAAGACAGCCCAAGAGACAAGUCUUCUUCUGAGAACAGAGUUGUUUCAAGACCCGUUACUUGUUCUUCCAGAAGAGAAGAGCCUCUUAGGAGGACAAAGGAACAGCCUGAUGUUGUUAGUGUUAGACCGAAUGUUUCGCGUGGGGAGAGCUUGAGUGGUAGAAGGGAGAAGAAGAAGACAGAGAAUGUUGCUGCUUCCAACUUCCCAAUGGGUAUCACCAUAGCUAAAGGAGUCGAAGGAGAGUAUGUAGCUGCAGGCUGGCCUCCAUGGUUGGCUUCUGUUGCCGGAGAAGCUAUCAAAGGAUGGGUCCCGCGCCGUGCUGACUCUUUCGAGAAGCUGGACAAAAUUGGGCAGGGUACUUAUAGUAAUGUGUACAGAGCUAGAGACCUGGAUCAGAAGAAGAUUGUGGCUUUGAAGAAAGUUAGGUUUGAUAAUCUAGAGCCGGAAAGCGUGCGUUUUAUGGCGAGAGAGAUCCAGAUACUGCGCCGCCUUGAUCACCCCAACAUCAUUAAGCUAGAAGGCUUAGUUACAUCAAGAAUGUCUUGCAGCUUAUACCUUGUUUUCGAGUACAUGGAGCAUGAUCUAUCUGGACUAGCCUCGCAUCCCGCAGUUAAAUUUUCUGAAUCGCAGGUUAAAUGUUACUUGCAGCAACUGUUACGCGGACUAGACCAUUGUCACAGCCGUGGUGUACUUCAUAGGGACAUUAAAGGCUCGAACCUUCUAAUAGAUAACAGUGGAGUUUUAAAGAUUGCUGACUUUGGCUUAGCUAGCUUCUUUGAUCCGAAUCAGACUCAGCCUUUGACUAGCCGUGUGGUGACUCUUUGGUACCGUCCACCUGAGCUUUUGCUCGGAGCAACACGCUAUGGAGCAGCGGUUGAUUUGUGGAGCACAGGUUGUAUUCUUGCUGAACUGUACGCAGGCAAGCCUAUCAUGCCUGGUAGAACCGAGGUGGAACAGCUGCACAAGAUUUUCAAGCUGUGCGGCUCGCCUUCAGAAAACUAUUGGGUGAAAUCUAGGUUGCCUCAUGCGACGAUCUUCAAGCCUACGCAGCCCUAUAAACGCAUAGUUGAUGAAACAUUCAAGGAGUUUCCUCAGCCAGCUUUAGCCCUUCUUGAAACUCUGCUUUCAGUAAAUCCUGACGAUCGUGGGACUGCCAACUCAGCUCUCCAAAGCGAGUUCUUUUCCGCUAGACCUCUGCCAUGUGAUCCUUCAAGCUUGCCUAAAUAUCCUCCCAGCAAAGAGCUCGACGCGAGGAUGCGGGAUGAAGAAAUUAGAAGACAAGCUGGAGGAAACAAGUGUGACCAAAGACACCAAGAAAGGAGAGGAGGAACCAAGGACUCUCGAGCCAUCCCUGCCCCUGACGCCAAUGCAGAGCUGGUUGCAUCUAUGCAGAAGAGGCAGAGCCAGGCUAAUAAUAGAAGCAGAAGCGAGAAGUUUAAUCCACAUCCUGAAGAAGUUGCUUCUGGUUUCCCGAUCGAUCCACCAAGAACAUCAUCUCAAGCAUUUGAACCGAACAGAGAAUCUCAGGGCAACAUUAUUGUUCCUCACAAGAGAGCUUCACAUUCAGGUCCUCUUACGCGUAGAUCUGCUUCCGCAAAGGGGGGUAGAAGGAACUACCAAGAUCCCUCUCAGAAAGUUUCAUCCAUAGCUGCUGCUGAUUACUCGGCAAUGCCCGGUUUUGUUGCAACAAGAACAAGCGAAUCGCAGCAAGAGACUUGCAGAGGAAUGAGUCGGCUUCCAGGUUCAUUCAAGGAAACCUCUGAAGAAGCAAACCAAGAAGAGAAUGGUAGAAGAAACAAGCAAGACUCGGUUCUUUUGGGUUAUGGAUCAAAAGGGCACAAGAUUCAUUACUCAGGACCUUUGGUGGUUCCAUCAGGAAACAUGGAUCAGGUGCUAAAAGACCAUGAUCGACAUAUCCAAGAAGCUGUGAGAAGAGCAAGAAUCGAUAAGGCUCGUGUUAGAAAACAUCAAGCUGAAGAAGCAUCGAGCCAACAAGUGUCAACCAAUCAUCCCUCAUCUCUGUCUAGCCGUUGACCAUCUCAGAGGCUAAAGUAUAUGAUCAAAAAAAAGAAACUCAUUUGCUUGAAACUUCUUAACACGCGGCGUAUUUUUUUUGAAAAAAACACACGGCGUAUUCUGAGUGAAAAAUAAUGUAAUUUUUAUUGAUUCAAGAUCAUAGAAUCAAGUCUUGUCACGUUUUGACUUCAUGUAAUAUCAUAUUAUCUUAGCGA
This is a messenger RNA of Brassica napus (rape), 2713 nucleotides long. Its product is annotated as probable serine/threonine-protein kinase At1g54610. The transcript has 8 exons. Gene Ontology annotation, cellular component: cyclin-dependent protein kinase holoenzyme complex; nucleus. Gene Ontology annotation, molecular function: RNA polymerase II CTD heptapeptide repeat kinase activity; ATP binding; cyclin-dependent protein serine/threonine kinase activity. Gene Ontology annotation, biological process: protein phosphorylation; positive regulation of transcription elongation by RNA polymerase II. Lineage: Eukaryota; Viridiplantae; Streptophyta; Magnoliopsida; Brassicales; Brassicaceae. The record is from RefSeq and is a predicted model, not a curated record. The coding region runs from base 441 to 2516 and encodes 691 amino acids.